Molecule: messenger RNA, 2884 nt
Organism: Manduca sexta (tobacco hornworm)
Lineage: Eukaryota; Metazoa; Arthropoda; Insecta; Lepidoptera; Sphingidae
Product: beta-1,3-glucosyltransferase-like
Exons: 11
Coding region: 127-1548 (473 amino acids)
Cellular component (GO): membrane
Molecular function (GO): acetylglucosaminyltransferase activity
Source: RefSeq, a predicted model, not a curated record
UGUAUUUAAUAUCAAUAUGUCAAUUGUCAAUUUCAAAUGUCAUAACAAAAGUUGAGUCAAGUUACGAGAAAAGUUUUUGUAAGUUUCUUUUACCGGUAAAGUGAUAUAGUAAAACGCUUAGGAGUAAUGCAUCUCAUUGCAACGGUGCUGCUUGUUUUCGCCUUUGCCGAAUACAUUUGUUGUUUUGACUCAAGAAACGUGGUGUUCACGAUAGUUAGCCAGUCGGAGCCGUACCAUGCCAGCGUGGCGAAGAGGCUCAAACAAGACAUUGAAAAUCAAGUCUGGCAGAUGGAAGGGAGGUAUCCAAAAGUGCAUCUGACGCACGAAGAUUUCCCGAUUGCCGGUGCGUGGACCAUCAUACCGCUGCUGGGUCCACUGACUACCAAGUACAGGAGCAGUGACGUCAGAUGGGUGCUGUUCGUCGAGUCGCACACUGCUGUGAGAUGCGAGAAGCUGAUAGAGGCCUUAGCGUCUGCUGAUAAACAGAAGGAUACGAUGUGGGUGGGUUACCCGCUCAGUGACCCUGAGCCUACCAUCAUACAUCACUUUACGUUCUACGAGGAGCUAGAGGAGGAAGGAGGCUUCGUUUAUCCCAACUUCGCGAGCGGGUUCGCGAUGCGGCUCGAAUUGAUCGAACAACUCCUGCAUCAGAUAGAAAGCGGUGACCGUAAGCUAGAGGCGGACUUCUCGAUAGACCCGGCGUUUGAGUUGGCACAACUGGUGUACGGCAGCGGUGACAAUCCAGGACCUCUACUGACUCCAGAUCUCAGCUUCUGCGUGGUGUCUGGAGACAACUGCGCCACCUACCCUCGCCAGUUUGAUAUAUGUGGCAGUGCCAUACCCGAGGAGUCGGUGUACUUCGCGGUGAAGACCUGGAGCGGCUUCCACUCCACCAGGGCGAGGGUCGUGAAGAAGACCUGGGGGAAGCAUGUCACCAACCUCAUGUUUUACAGCGAUACCGAUGACCCAACCCUCCCCGCCGUGGACACUGGAGUGCCCAACUCAAAAACGGGCCACUGCACCAAAACGGUGGCCAUAUUGAAGAGUGCCGUGAAGGCGGUUCAGGACAAACCUCACAUCAAGUGGAUAUUCUUGGCUGAUGAUGACACUAUAUUAGGAGUUCAGCGGUUGUGUGAAGUUCUGAGUUGCUACCGCGGCGGUGCUGACGUCACAAUACUGGGGGAACGGUACGGCUACGGGUACGGGAAGAAGGAAACCGCAGCGAAGGGCUACGACUACAUCACGGGCGGAGGUGGUACGGUACUGAGCGUGGGAGCCGCUCGCCGGCUGUCCGUGUGCGCGUGCGCGGGCGUGUCGGCGCCGGACGACAUGUCGCUGGGCGCGUGCGCGCGACACCGGCACGCCGCCGCGCUCACGCACUCACCGCUAUUCCAUCAGGCGCGUCCGCAAGACUACGCGCGCGAGGUGCUGGCGCGCGACCGGCCCGUGUCGUUCCACCGCCACUCGGCGCCCGACCCGCAGCGCGUGUACGCCACGUGGUUCCAGCACGACGACCUCGCGCUGCGCCGCCGCAGGGACGAACUCUAAACUCACAAUUAAAACUACCAUUACUAGUUUCAAUAAAAACUACCAUUUUAGUAGUCAAUCAUCAUUUCAGCCGGGAAUUGUCCCACUGCUGAACAUAGGCCCCCAUUGAGCGCCACAGGGACCGUCCCUGGGCCGCCCUCAUCCAUUGGACUCCGGUUUACUGACUAGUAGUGUUAUGUAUGGUAGAAAAACGUUAUGUUAAAAUUAAAUUAUCUAUGACAAAAUAAUUUUGACUAAAAUCUUUUCAGUUUGACGAAAAUAUGACGUAUGUUAGAGCCUAAUGUUGCCAUUAAACUUACCUCUAUAGUAGUUUAGUAGAUUUAAGUUACAUUGAUUCGUUAAUUGUAUACGUUAUAAUAAUAUCGUGAAUGUAAAAUAUUAUUUAAAUGAAAGACAAUUAAUGCUUACAUUUCCAGUUCGUGAUACGUGUUUGUUUUAAUAAUGUACAAUAAUUUAACUAAUUUAAAAAAAUAGAUGACAAAGCACCUAUUAGUGUUGCCAUUUGCUAACUGAAAAUGUACCAUUUUAGAAGAUUUUACGUAAUAGUGAUGUUUAUUCCGUCAAUAAUUAAAAUUUUUACGUUUUAUUUGAUUUUAUAUAUAGAAUAUGUGUUACUAAAAUAUAUAGUAAUCGUUAAUUUCUUGUGUGAUUUAAGAUUGACGUUUAAAUUACUAAUUGUUUAUAUGACAAAAAAAUUUUGAUAGUAAAAAAUUUUAUGAGAUUUAUGUUAUAAUUAAAAUUAAAUGUAAAUUAAUAUGUUUUAAUCCUUGACUCGAAUAUCGUGUUUUAAAUAAUAAUUUUGUCAAUUUAUUGAAUUAUUAAUAGAUCUAAUAAAUCUGUAAAAAAAUCUUAUGUUAUUAACUACUUAAUAAAUCUCUAAUUUGCGACUAAUAAUUAUAAUUAUUGUAUGGUGUCUUUUUUUAUAUUUUGACCUUGGACUUGAUUGAAGGCCUAUACACAAGUUACAGCUUUUAUGCCUUUGAUAUUUUAGUAAUAUUAAUUAAGAACCAUCUCGAUCACAUCAGCUUUGAAACAAACCUUAUCUAAAUCAAUCCAUUGGUUUGAGAGCUACGAUGCCACACACAGACACACAGAUAACUCCUUAAACUUUAACAUCCCUCUUUUUCCGCAGGGGGUUAAAAACUUCGCGUUUUGAACACCAACUACGAACUAAUUAAAUAUAAUUUGUUUUUUUGACGCCGACUUGGUUUCUCGAAGUGAUUUUUUAACAUGAAUGCAUUUAGCGUUAUCAAUAUUUUGUGUUCAUUAUUUGAUAGUGUAAUUAUAACUAACAUAUCAGUUGUAUACUGUGAAUAAAGUUUAAUAUUUUUACAAA